AUGAGACACCUACAGAAGAAACGUAAGCCAAGGAUUGCCUUCAGAUCCUCAAGGAAGAGCUCUUUGGUGAAAACAAUGCAACAAAAUAGAUCCCAAAAUUCAAAAUGCACCAUCUGUUUAGCAAUGAUCCAAGACCCAACUUACUUGAACCCUUGCAACCACCAAUUCUGCUUCAAAUGUAUUCAGAAGUGGUCCAGAAAGAAAGUUAUAUGUCCAUUGUGUAAGCAGCAUUUCUAUUCAUUCUUUCACACUAUACGGAGAAAAGAUGCCUUAUGCGAAUAUGUCCUGCCUUUGAAUGAUGGCUUUUUUGCUCUUUCUGAAAGCAAUGAAGACUAUGCAUCAGCCUCACCUCUUGACAAUGGAAUUGUGCAUAAUGAAAUUAGUGGAACAUUAACUCAAAGAGAAAAGGAUAUUUAUCAGCUCAUGAGACAGUUUGCAGUUACAGAGAGACCCAAUGAUGUUGAUUUAAUCAGCCUUGGAAAACUUAAAGCCCAAGCAGUAAUUCAGUUUAGGAGAACUCUUUACCAUGCAGGGAUUCUAGUUCAAAAUGCUCCACAUCCAGAUUUCAGUCAAAUACCUUCAACAGAAUAUUUUGGCAGAAAUCCUCAAUGUUUGGACAGACUGAUCCCUUGGCUAAAACGAGAAUUAAAAGUGCUGCUUGGUAACAAAAAAUCAAUGAUUCAUACUUUGCAGAAUCUCAUCCUAAGUAACCUUACUCAUCAUGAUCUGGACAGCAAAGAAUUUGAAGCUACUUUAGAGCCCCACCUGCACCAUUUCACUGGUCAUUUCCUGCACGAGUUCAUUAGUUUUGUUCAAUCCUCAUUAAAUCUGAAGAAGUACGACUGGUGUGCCUUGUAUGAAUGCCCUGCGAUAUUGAAAGAGACUGAUCUUUUAACUUCUUCUCCAUCUUCAGAAAAUGAACAUCUGCAACAUCCUGAAAAAAGUCAGAUGCCCAAACCCAAUGGUAGUUCAGAUUAUGGAAACCUAACAUUCUUGCUUCCUGGUUCAGAGAAAGCUGUUCCUUCCACAUAUGCUACAGCAGAUGAUAAAAAUCAUUCAAUGAAUGAAGAAAAUUAUAUGGAUUUGUCCAACAAAGAUACUGAAAAGGGGAUAGCUACAGCCUAUCAUAUUAUUAAAAAUAUACUGCUUAAGACACACUCAGCGGAAAAAGUACAGGUCCCUGGAUCUCUCUCUCACUCCCACCUAUUUCAAAGACAGAAAGAAAAGGAGGACAUAGUAGAAAUAGAUCCUGUUCGGCUUCUUAGGCCAACUGAUAUGGAAACAGGUAAGCAUUCCUCAAAUGAAUUAGCAUUUGUAGAUGAUGGUACCUUUAACAUUUAUCUCAAAAAUUCUGCUAACACCAUUACAGUGAAGAAAUUGGGCAAAAAAGAUAUAACAAAAUGUCAAUCCUCUGAGGUUCCCAUAAACAAAUUAAAAGAAUAUUCACUGUCUCCCAAAAGAAGGAGUGUACAUAAAAAUAGUGGAUCAAAGGGUAGCAUAGAAUGCAAAUUUGAAGAAGCAUGUUCUCCUUCAAAAGAAAGACAUGGGGGGAGAAAUAAAGCCAAGUAUCUGCAUGAUGAGAAGAAAUUUAGAAACUAUUCCAGAGACAAGAAGCAUAGACAAGAUAAAAGAAAAUCAAAGUCUAAAGAAGUAAGUUUGCUUCACAAGAGCCCUCUGCCUGUAAGAAAAAAAAGCACUGAGGCUAGAGACACUCACAAGUCAAAAUCACAGAACAUUCAUCACAAAAGAAAAACAAAGAACAAAGAUUCUGAACAUCUGGGAAGUGGAAGUUCCAGUGAACCCAACCAGAAUGAUCUUUGCACCAAAGUCCUUUUCUCUGAGCAGAAAAGUAUGAGCGGAUGGAAUGAGCAAUGGAUCAAUGAUCAGGACCUAGAAGAUGGAGGUGGAAAUAUACGAACAGAAUAA
Molecule: messenger RNA, 1926 nt
Organism: Notechis scutatus (mainland tiger snake)
Lineage: Eukaryota; Metazoa; Chordata; Lepidosauria; Squamata; Elapidae
Source: RefSeq, a predicted model, not a curated record